AUGGCCGCAUGUGUUAACAGCCGGUGGAUUGGUGCUAUUGUUAUAGCAUGUGUGAUCUGUCCAGUCUUGUGCAGCAAUAUCCUAAUUCUCCCAGGUUCCCCGCUCGGAAAUCUCUACAUUACUGUAUCGAGAUUUGGAGAACUACUAGCCACGAGAGGUCAUAAUGUGACCGUGCUGAUAAAUGACCUCUACUACCAAAGAUUUGCAGGCUUGAUCAAACAACAACGAACAUUUAUGAAUUUUGAAGAGUAUAAAUCCGGCUUCAACGAAUUUCCCGACGCGUACAACCUAGUCACAAAAAGUGCACAUACUGCACCAUCUAUUUUUGAAACGCUUCGCGUUUUUGAUGCUUUGGCAGAUGAGACCGAGGCUUUUAUUCAAGACAGUAACACCAUAGAACGCUUGAAUGCCUCGAACUUUGAUCUAAUUCUUGCCAAUGUUUUCAACCCAGGCUACGCUCUUAUUGUUGGUACACUGCGUGUCCCGUUCGUCGUUAUUUCCACCACGAGAGCGUUACCGGUUGUAGACGAUUUACUUCAUGGUUUGACCUCAAACCCUGCAUAUGUACCAGCGGUAUUGACAGGAUACUCAGAUGUGAUGACGUUUCCUCAGAGACUGAGCAAUACCUUUGUAUACCUUGUAUCGGCUGCAAUGUUUGAGUUUGUUGUUUUAAAACCAUUCAAAAGUAUACAACAAAGGUAUAACAUUCGACCAGAGAUUUCAUACAGGAGUUUAGGUGGAAAUUCGGAGUUAGUACUUUUCUGUUCUGAUUUUGCAUUCGAUUAUCCCCGCCCUAUGAUGCCGCAUGCUAUUUAUAUUGGGUCAUUAACAGCAAGAACCCCAUACCCUCUUAGUCAGGUGAGUUACGUGAAAAUGUAG
Saccoglossus kowalevskii is the source of this 879-nucleotide messenger RNA. RefSeq names its product UDP-glucuronosyltransferase 2C1-like. The record is from RefSeq and is a predicted model, not a curated record. Gene Ontology annotation, molecular function: UDP-glycosyltransferase activity. Lineage: Eukaryota; Metazoa; Hemichordata; Enteropneusta; Harrimaniidae.